AAAUGACAUGAAUAAUAUAAAUGUUGUGUUUAUUCGUUGGUGGGAUUCGGCAGUGGGAUUGGGUUUGGGUUUGGUUGGGGUGGGGAACGGGCGUCCGAUGAAGAGCGUAAAAGUAGCCAGGACCGCCUCUGAUGUAGCUGUAGGCCGACCAAGCCGGCAUAAUGUUGAGAUGGGUGAAUGUUGCGCGUAUCAUUAGUAAAGCAAUGUUUUGGAUUGACUUCUGAAAAGGGGGCGGAGCUUUGCAGCUUCACUUCUGUGACGUCACAGUGUCUCCUCUUAUCUUUCCUCCAAGCCUAGAGUGACGUGUGCCUUUAAAAAAUAAGACCUUGCUAAUAUGAGAAACAAAUAUUAUAAAUUCCUGGCGGUGAUGCAACUCAAUUCAAUUGUCCUCUUCAACUGCCUCUCCUGACAACGCAUGACAACGAUGAUGUGGCAGCCACUGAUAGCCACUCAUAUUAAGAUAUGACGCCAGUGGCGUGUUGUGGCAUACUACGGCCUGUGAGGCGACCAGACCAACAGUCACACGCUGACUUUAGUUCGCAUGAUGCCACGACCAUAUUCUCAAGGUCUAAACAGACUAGUUGGAUCUUGCGUAUUCCCAAACUCCUCCAUUUUCGAGAGAGCUCAGAACACAACUUGAAGGAGGAGGAGGAAGGCCUUACACACAGCUCGAGGGAGGUGGGGCAUGGCAAAGCACACAGCUCAGAGAAGGAGCAUGGCACAGCACACACUUCAGGGGAGGAGAAGGAUGGCACAGCACACAGCUUAGGGAAGGAGGAGGAUGGCACAGCACACAGCUCAGGGGAGGAGGAGCAUGGCACAGCACACAGCUCAUGGAAACAACAGGACCAAGGGCAGAAUGAAGGCCAGCAAUCCAUCCAUGCCAUGAUACCGAUGUCACUGUGCCCAGAGUCACCCACACCGCCGUCAGCCCGGGACAGAGGGUAUGCCUGGGUGGUGGUGGCGGGGGUGUUCUGGAUCAACACACUCUGCGCCGGAUACAUCAAGAGCUUUGGCAUCACGUACCUCCUGCUGCUGCAGUACUUCCCUGAUGACUCUGCUGCUGCAGUCGGCUGGGUCAUGGGCAUGCUGCUGGGCACACGGGGACUGCUUGCACCAGUAAUGGGGGCAAUGGCAGUGAAGAUCGGACCACGGCGGAGUAUUCUGAUUGGCACACUGCUCAUCACACUUGGCUUGCUACUUGCUAUACCCAAACUCUCCAUCUAUUACAUGGCUGCCACAGUGGGCAGUCUUGUGGGUAUCGGCAUCUGCAUGAGUGAGACACCUGGUAUACUACUGGUCACUGAUUACUUUGUAGAGAGGCUCUCCUUUGCUAAUGGCAUCCGAGCCUCCGGGAACCCCAUGGGAGGCUUUCUGUUCUCCCCAAUGGUGGUGUUCUUCAAUGAGCAAUUUGGGCUGCAGGGAACCUUCAUCCUUCUAGCAGGCGUUAUGAUGCACAUUGCAGUUUUUGGAAUGCUGAUGAGGCCUCUGGAGCUGCAGGAGCAGAUACUCUACCAUCAGCAUCUCAGGAAGAUUCGGGCCAGCUCAGAGUAUGCUGAGAAGUGCAAUGAGAAGGCUGCAGCAGUGACACACAAAACACUGCAAAAAAAAGCUCUAGAUUUUACCUUAUUAUGGAACCCAAAGUACCUCUUAUACAUAGUGAUGGUACUGUUUACCAACCUGUCAAUGCCACAAUUCCUGCUCUACCUGCCGGCUUAUGGACAUUCGGUGGGACUCACUAACUACCAGAACUCCAUCAUUAGUUCCUACUUGUCUGCCACAGACUGCAUCUUCAGAAUCUCAUGUGGGUUUUUGGUGCACAAGCUUAAUGUCAAGGAGACGUUCGUCUUCCCAGUAGGCUUGGUGGUUGGGGGCCUCAGCUGCUUCCUGGUGACAUUUUGCUCUGCCAUGUGGCAGCUCAUGCUUGUCACCACACUGUACUCCAUUGGCCUGGCAACCUUCUGGGCACUUAUCAACACUCUACUUGUUAAUGACUUUGGCCCAAAGUCAGUAGCCACUUCCUGGGGCUUCUUCAGGAUGACUCAGGGCAUCACCAACUUUAUCUAUCCAUCUCUACUUGGUCUGAUGCAGGACUUGACGCAGAGUUUGAUGGUGCCAUUCUUCAUCAUGGGGACCGGCCUCAUUCUUGGAAGUGCCGUCUUCACCUUGCGACCCUUCAUAGCCAAGAUAUCCAAGGGAUGCAAGGAAUAGAAAUAAUCUUAGGGGCAUUAGAAGCGUGUGUGUGUGUUAUUCACCACGUUUUCUGCUGGUCACCCAGCCAGCCUUUCCCCUACGGAAAGAACUCAGAGCUCAUACUGACCAACCUAUGGGUAGGACUGAGAUCACAUCACACACCUCUCACACCAGGAAAGCGAGGCCACAACCCCUCAAGUUACAUUAUGCAUCUAUUUACUGCUAGAUGAAUAGAGACUACACAUUAAGAGGCUUUCCCAUUUGCCCUGUCGCUUCCUGGGACUCAAACCCGGGCCUUCUCAGUUGUGAGCCAAACAUGCUAGCCACUACAAUACGUGGCAUGUGUGUGUGUGUGUGUGUGUGUGUGUGUGUGUGUGUGUGUGUGUGUGUUCAGUCACCAUUGUCCUGGGAGGGCUAUGCACUCCCCAAUGCUGUGCUUCCAUUACUUCUACUUAAUGUGCCUUAGGGAUGUAUCCAAUGGCCACAUAUGCAUCCAGAAAGCUGGUAAGCUAAAUAUUUAAAUCCUCAUCCACAUUUGAUAAAUUGAUAUCUUUAUCCAAACUACAUGCGAAGAGGAUGUGGUGGAUGCCUUCUAUACAUUACAGCAAAGUUUAAAAAAAUAAUUAAUGCAAAUCUGCUGACUUAUUAACUAAAUUUACAACUUUUCUUCAUCUUUCAAAUUUACACAUCCUAAUGUGUCAAGAGUUUUGCAGAAAGGCAGAAGGAGGAAGAGAAUUUUAUAGUGACUAUGUAUGUAUCAUGUACAUAUAUAAAAGUAUGUGUGUAUGUACUGUGUACUGCAUAAAUUUUCUAUAUGUAAUAUUACAUAAGCAAUUAAGUAUGAAGAUAAAUACUUUCACUGGUAAGGAGGAAAAGAGGAAGAAAAUUGUAAAGUAUUGAGAUGAGAAUCUGUGUGUGUUUGUG
Portunus trituberculatus (swimming crab) is the source of this 3117-nucleotide messenger RNA. Its product is annotated as monocarboxylate transporter 12-like. The transcript is spliced from 7 exons. Gene Ontology annotation, molecular function: monocarboxylic acid transmembrane transporter activity. Lineage: Eukaryota; Metazoa; Arthropoda; Malacostraca; Decapoda; Portunidae. Bases 463 to 2211 code for a protein of 582 amino acids. The record is from RefSeq and is a predicted model, not a curated record. Gene Ontology annotation, biological process: transmembrane transport; monocarboxylic acid transport.